AUGGUCCAGCAACCAUCUGCAGGCGAGCCCGCUGGCCCCGUGGUCAAGGGUGUCAUUCCCACAGCUAAGCAAGCUCUCAGUGAUCUCUUCAUUUGGAAGCAGCGCGUCGUGAUCACCAACGAGCAUGGCGAAGAGACCACUGAGUGGCGGGACCCAGAUCCCAUCAAGAACCCCAUCAGUCUGAUGGCUCAGCUUUCUGGCAAGGAUUGGAUCUUCUUCCUUGUAGGAUUCUGCGCCUGGACUGCUGAUGCUUUCGACUUCCACGCUCUGUCAAUCCAGACCAAGAAGCUGUCGGUCUACUAUGACACCAGCAAGACCUCCAUCACCACCGCCAUCACCCUCACUCUCCUCCUCCGAUCUGUCGGCGCAGCCAUGUUCGGUCUCGCUGGUGACAAAUGGGGACGUAAGUGGCCCAUGGUCUUCAACAUGAUCAUCCUCGGUGUUCUUCAGAUCGCCACCAUCUACAGCACAACAUUCCAGCAGUUCCUUGCCGUGCGAAGUCUCUUUGGUCUUUUCAUGGGCGGAGUCUACGGCAAUGCUAUCGCCAUGGCUCUCGAGUCGUGUCCCUCCAACGCUCGAGGCUUGAUGUCCGGUAUUUUGCAACAGGGCUACUCUUUCGGGUACGUCUUGGCUGCAUGCGCCAACCUUGGCGUUGGAGGUAGCACUGAGAGUUGGAAGACCGUUUUCUGGAUUGCUGCCGGUAUCUCAAUCGCCGUCGGUAUCGUUCGUAUCUUCUUCCCCGAGUCCCAACAAUUCCUCGAAGCCCGCGCCAAGGGCAAGAAGUCUUCCACACCCGGUGCUUUCUGGGCAGACUGCAAGAAGAUGCUCAUAGCCGAGUGGAAGAUGUGUGUUUACUGUUGUUUCCUCAUGACUUGGUUCAACUACUACUCGCACACUUCUCAAGACUCUUACACCACUUUCAUGUUGGAGCAGAAGGAGCUCAACAACUCUGCUGCUUCUCGUGCCUCGAUUCUCAUGAAGACUGGUGCCUGUGUUGGCGGCACCAUUAUUGGAUAUCUCAGCCAGUUUGUUGGCCGUCGCCGUGCCAUCAUCGUCUCGGCUUUCAUGUCCGCCCUCAUGAUCCCAGCCUGGAUUCUCCCCACAACCGAGAGAGGAUUGAGCGCUUCUGGUUUCUUCAUCCAAUUCUUCGUCCAGGGUGCCUGGGGUGUUAUUCCCAUCCACCUCAACGAGCUGUCACCCCCUGCCUUCCGAUCUUCAUUCCCUGGUGUCACUUACCAGAUUGGCAACAUGAUCUCGUCUCCCUCAGCCCAGAUUGUCAACGCCAUCGCCGAAAAGACUUUUGUCACACUAAAGAACGGUGACAAAGUUGAGGCUUAUGGCCCUGUCAUGGGUGUCGCUACUGCUAUCAUUGCCCUCGGCAUCAUGUUCACCACAAUGUUUGGCCCUGAGAAGCGUGGCCGUGCCUUUGAGCACGCCGUUGCUGGUGUCCACGAUGAAGACCUUCCUCAACACCAAAAGAAGGACAUCGAGACUGCUAGUGUUGAACAAGUCGAGAUGGACGAGAGAAACAAGAACAAGGAGGAGGCUUAA
Molecule: messenger RNA, 1551 nt
Organism: Fusarium mangiferae
Lineage: Eukaryota; Fungi; Ascomycota; Sordariomycetes; Hypocreales; Nectriaceae
Exons: 3
Coding region: 1-1551 (516 amino acids)
Biological process (GO): carboxylic acid transport; transmembrane transport
Cellular component (GO): plasma membrane
Molecular function (GO): carboxylic acid transmembrane transporter activity
Source: RefSeq, a predicted model, not a curated record